Coprinopsis cinerea okayama7#130 is the source of this 2832-nucleotide messenger RNA. RefSeq lists its product as hypothetical. The transcript has 3 exons. The record is from RefSeq and is a predicted model, not a curated record. The coding region runs from base 1 to 2832 and encodes 943 amino acids. Lineage: Eukaryota; Fungi; Basidiomycota; Agaricomycetes; Agaricales; Psathyrellaceae.
AUGUCGUCCAGGGCCUCGUCGUCCAGGGUUCCGUCAUCCCGCGCGCCACUACCCAGCACAUCGAAGCUACCACCAGGUGCUGAUGGGGACGAGCGCGGGCUAUUUCUUUUCGAGACGACUCUCGCGAGCAAGUUUGUUCCGUCUGCGGACAACCCCUUGCCUUCCCUCCGUUCAUACCACAGCGAAGACGUCAAGGCCAGGGUGAACAAUCUGAAGUACAUCUCCUGCCAAUACCUUGAUCACCCUAAUUUCAGGGGAUAUUGGUUUGUCGUCAAUGCCAGACACGACGUUAUCGACCCUCCCAUCGGACCUUCAAACAAGUACGCUUCGGCUCAGUGGCUAUCGGACGAGGAACCCUGGCUCGGCUUCACCCCGUCGUUUGGAGCGAACCAGGGGACCUACCUGUCUCCCCUGUGCAUCCCUAACCACGCCCUCCCAUACGCCACCACCCUCGACUUCAAAAACGAUUACAUCCUCCACCCUGACAUCAGCCGAACAUGGCGAUCUCUAGAAAUCGAUUUGUUGGCGAUCGCGAGAACUCUAGCGGAGCACCUCCCCCAUCUCCCCCCUCUUAAGCCACCUUCUAAGCCUUCAGAAUUCAAGUAUUCGGAUGCCUACACAUCAAGGCUGGAUGCGAUUGAGGCCAUCCGCAAAUCUCGAAACGCUUUCUCUCGACUGAUCACCUUUAUAUCGUUCUGCUUUUCGUUCUGGAACUUCUGCAACCACGUACACCCUCUCAACCCGAUGAUCAAAUGGUUCGACGUCAACAAACCCCACUGGUCGGCCGCCAUUCACCAACUAGCCAGAUCGUCAACCGCGGGCGACUUCAGGAUUCGGAAACCGGACGGGUUACUUCAUCGACCUGACCGCACCAACCUCCCGAUGGGCGCCGAUCCCUCAGCGACCGAGGCUGCGUACCAGGUGUCCAACCCAGAAUUUGCGCGUGUGGUGGCUUCGUGGAGGCCUUGGACUGGCAGGCUCUCCGCGGCUUAUGGUGACUUUCUCGCCCAGCUUCUCAAGCAGCCUGCACCACCCAGCUUCACGACGGUGUCGCUCGGUGGGGAGGAGGCCAUCGUUCCUGCUUUGGCGUGCCAUGGGUUCAUUCAGGGUGACUACGUGCCUGGGACAUCGCCUGCGGACUACUUCGCGAUGAAGCGCGAAAUGCGGAUUCGCUGGGAGAAUGGCCACACACUGUCGAAGGAAGCUCGGGAAUUCGCGAUGCGACCAGGAGAGUCUGCAACCUGGCAGCCGUACUUCUCGGCAUACAGUGUUUUUGUAUGGGAAUGCGAGAGAGGAGCGUGGUCUCGGAGACCUGUCGAUGCUAGUACAAAGAAAGCCCUCUUCGAGGCGUUUCCGUUUGCUCAGAGAUACUGGUGCCCCAUCAAUGAAGAAUUCGAAUUGUGCGAAUACCUGCAACCAGGAGCUGGGAGUGCUGAUCUCAUUUCAACUACCGACGACGGCACCCCCUUGAACUUGGAACCGCGACCCCAACUUUCGAUUUCCUCUUGGGAUUCCUUUUUCAGCCCAGCGUCCCCCGACCCAGACACCAGCGACGUGUCACUGCCCUCCCCGCACGGCGAAUCCUCCCUCAGCAUCGCUCCCAGUCCCCCCAGGGCCACGAUUGACCCUGAUUCAGAAAGCGAUUACGGCGACGAAGACCCUCCCCGCCCUGGCCCACCCUCUUCAUCAGUCCACCCCCCUUCUUCCACCUCCACCGUUCUCGACAGCCCUCCCGAAAUCGGCUCCAUCAUCUCUGCACGUCUGGGGUACGACCUUGUGCGAUCUUCGUCGCCCAAUGUCUCGCCGUUUUUCCCUGAAGGUUCAGUGGAGAGCAGAUCGCUGCAGUGCCUUGGGUACCCAGGUUCUGCCAAAGCAUCCAAGAAGGACCUCCGCUCCAUCGUCGAUGCCGUUGCUGAAAUCGGGCAGGGCAAAGUCCCGCUGCGCGACCUCUCUGCUCGGUGGGAUCUCGCCGCGGUAGCCACGAGGCCUUCGUUGCCUUUAAAUCUUCAGUCGUGGCAGAUCUCGUACACCCAGGCCAACGGCGAGGUCGCUAAGCGAUACGUGAUUGGUAUCAAGGACAAGAUCGUGGAGGAGCAGUAUUUCGUCUUGGUCGUCAGUGGUCCUACCCUGUACCAAGUCUCCCGAGAGGGUUUGCCAGGCGUCCUUGCUAUCGGAAGGUACAUGAUCAGUCGUGGACUGCCAUUCUCCACCGCAAUUGCCAGGAGCAUGAAGCACCAACCUCGGCGGCGCCCCGUCGGCCGCCCCACGAUCGGUGAGUAUCCCUGGGGGACCACCAUGCCAGCGGAGAGCUACAAGCAGUACGAACAAAUGCGCGAUGCUUUCCUGGCUACGCGCCGCGGUGCACUCGCACUUAAGGCCGGCGGAUUGCUUUGGCGAUUUGCCAUCGACAAAGCAACCAAAAGCCAGCGGGACGCUGCUCUGAAGCCUCCAAGUGCGGUAGCCUUGGACCACGGUGCCUGGAUGGGCUCAAUGCGCUCACUGGAUGUCGUCAGCGACUGCCUUGAAGAGCACGAGAUCGAUUUGAUCCUUGGAGCAUAUCGAACUCGACCGACCGACGGCCGUGUGGUUCACAAGGAGUCUAUCACCUUCCUUUGGCCACCCCCAAGUGCUUGGGCAAAGAGUGGCUUAAAUGUCGGGGAGUGGAGUCCAGCAGCAGAGGCGUGGUUCCAGGAGAGGCAGUCUCAUCUGCGCAGUGGGAAGGGGGUACCAAACUCCAUACGCAACUGGAAGCCUACCAUUCGCCGCCUCGCUGCAGUCCCUAAGUUCUGGGCAGCAUAUGAGAAACUCGCAGACGAGGCCUAUUCAUCGUAA